Messenger RNA from Cynara cardunculus var. scolymus (artichoke), 1326 nucleotides. RefSeq names its product polygalacturonase inhibitor-like. Gene Ontology annotation, molecular function: protein binding. The record is from RefSeq and is a predicted model, not a curated record. The coding region runs from base 13 to 1011 and encodes 332 amino acids. The transcript has a single exon. Lineage: Eukaryota; Viridiplantae; Streptophyta; Magnoliopsida; Asterales; Asteraceae.
GAAGUUGCGAAAAUGAAUAAGUCAGUCUUAAUCAUUAAUACCACCAUCUUUCUCCUCUUUUUGCUCUCUCUCCCCACCAUCUCUCACUCACAACGUUGCAACAAAAAUGACGAAAAAGUCCUCUUCCAAAUCAAGAAAUCCCUUGGAAACCCCUACCUCUUGGCCUCUUGGCAAAAGACUUUGGAUUGCUGUGAAUGGUACAAUGUGGAAUGUGACGCAAACACCAGCCGUAUCAUCGCCCUCACCAUCUUUUCCGGCAACAUCUCCGGCCAAAUCCCAAAGGAAGUCGGUGACCUCCCUUACCUCCAAACCUUAGUCUUUCGAAAACUCACAAACCUCACCGGAGAAAUCCCAUCGGCGAUUACUAAACUCACCCACCUCACCAUGCUCAGACUAAGUUGGACUAACUUGUCUGGUCCUGUACCUUCGUUCCUCAGCCAACUCAAAAACUUAGAUUUCCUUGAUUUGUCCUUCAAUGAUCUCACCGGCUCUAUCCCGCCGGAGCUUGCAACCUUGACGAAACUAAAUGCCCUUCACCUAGAUCGGAAUAAACUCACCGGAGUCAUCCCUGAUUCAUUCGGAAGGUUCACCGGAAACGUCCCGGAUCUUUACCUGUCACAUAACCAGCUUACCGGAACAGUACCCAUAUCUUUAGGGUACUUAAAUUUCACCACCAUCGAUUUCUCUCGUAACCAGCUGACCGGUGACUUGAGCAUGUUUUUUGGAACAAACAAGACGAUUCAAAUAGCUGACUUUUCGAGGAACAGUUUCGAGUUCAACCUCUCGCAGGUAGAGUUUCCGGCGAGCUUGACGUCGUUGGAUUUGAAUCACAACAAGAUAUACGGGAGUCUGCCGGCGACUUUGACGGGACUAGAUUUGCAGUAUUUUAACGUGAGUUACAAUCGGCUUUGUGGAAAGGUUCCUCAAGGUGGGGAAUUGCAGAAGUUUGAUAACACGUCGUAUUUUCAUAACCGGUGCCUGUGCGGGUCGCCAUUACCGGCCUGCACCUGAAGUUAUAUUGGCUCCGUCGUGUUGGAUUGAAAUCAGCCUAAUAAAAAUCUUCAGGGAUUGCGUUUGUCAAUUCUAAAAACAUGGAGGUUCAAGGGUAAAUUUAUAAAGGAUGAGGGGCUUAAAAGCAAAUUAAAUAAGUAGAGCAGUAAAAAUAAUAUGGUUUUGUAUUUAAUCAUUCUACACCAAACAAUUUCAUUCCGUUGUAUUAUUUAUAUCAUGUUUUACAUUAAUCUGUUUAUCAAACGUUUAUCCGAAAACUUUUUGUAAGGUCAUCUAUCUUAUCAAAUAAAUAUGACAUAAGAAUUGAGAAUCUUA